CGCCAAUUCAACACACCCAACAAAUGCCACCAUACCCCGAUUUUUAGCUGUUUGUACCGUACCGCCGAGGGAUUGUGAAGUAUAUUUUCUUCUCAGCCUCAGCCUCUUUCUCUACCUUUCAUCUCCCUAUAAAUAUUCUUUAUUCAUCAAUUUCAUCCUCUCUUGAAGCUUCAUAUACCCCGGUCGCCUUCACGGAUACCGUCGUAGACGAAGCUCUUAUCGCACAACUCCCCGCUCUCUCCCCGCUUUCACCGCAUACAUAACCAUACAUCACAAUGGCCAUGAACGCAAGAACCACGACGAGGGCCUUCAGGGCUCUACGCCCCUCCACCCUCCGCCCAAUCGUCAUCAAUGCCACCCGCAGCUACGCCAGCUCCUCGGAGCCCAGCCUGAAGGACACCAUGAAGGCCGUCAUCCCCGCCAAGCGCGAGCUCCUCAAGAAAGUCAAGGCCCACAGCGACAAGGUCAUCGGCGAGGUCAAGAUCGAGAACACCCUCGGCGGCAUGCGCGGUCUCAAAGCCAUGGUCUGGGAAGGCUCCGUCCUCGACGCAAACGAGGGCAUCCGCUUCCACGGCCGCACAAUCAAGGAGUGCCAAGCUGAGCUCCCCAAGGGAACUUCCGGCACCGAGAUGCUCCCCGAGGCCAUGUUCUGGCUCCUCCUCACCGGCCAAGUCCCAACCGUCGGACAAACCCGCCAGUUCUCCCGCGAGCUCGCAGAGCAGGGCCAGCUCCCUGACUUCGUCAACUCCCUCCUCGACUCCCUACCAAAGGACCUGCACCCAAUGACACAGUUCGCCAUCGCCGUGUCAGCACUGAACCACACCUCCUCCUUCGCCAAGGCCUACGAGGCCGGCAUCAACAAGGCCGACUACUGGGAGCCUACCUUCGACGACUCCAUCUCCCUCCUCGCCAAGCUGCCCACCAUCGCAGCCAAGAUCUACCAGAACGCGUAUAACGGCGGCGGUGCCCUGCCCGCUGAGAUCGACACCGCGCAGGAUUGGUCGUACAACUUCGCUGCCAUGCUGGGACGUGGUGGCGAGAAGCACGAGGAUUUCCAGGAUCUUCUGCGUUUGUACCUUGCUCUGCACGGUGACCACGAGGGUGGUAACGUCUCGGCGCAUGCUACCCACUUGGUUGGCUCCGCGCUGAGCGACCCCUUCCUUUCUUACUCCGCUGGACUCCAGGGUCUCGCUGGUCCUCUUCACGGCCUCGCCGCCCAAGAAGUCCUCCGCUGGGUCCUCCAAAUGCAAGAGCACAUCGGCGCGACCCCCACCCCCGCCUCCGUAAAGGACUACCUCUGGUCGACCCUCAACAGCGGGCGCGUCGUCCCCGGCUACGGCCACGCCGUCCUCCGCAAGCCCGAUCCUCGCUUCGACGCCCUGAUGACGUACGCCUCUAGCCGCCCCUCCAUCGCCGCAUCCCCUCUCUUCCAGCUGGUCAAGAUGAACAGCGAGGUCGCGCCUGGUGUGCUCACCGAGCAUGGGAAGACGAAGAACCCGUUCCCCAAUGUGGAUUCUAGCUCGGGUGUGCUGUUCCACCACUACGGAUUCCACGAGACGCUUUACUACACCGCGACGUUUGGUGUUAGCAGAGGUCUGGGACCACUGGCGCAGUUGGUGUGGGAUCGUGCGCUGGGUCUGCCGAUUGAGAGGCCGAAGAGCAUUAACCUGCAAGGCCUGCUUGAUCUGGCUGAGAAGAAGUAGAGGGUUGUUGUUGAGAAGAAGUAGGGGGUUGUUGAAUGCGCUGAAUGGAGCGAGAUUGGGUUUCGUUGAGAUGAGGUUGUUGAGAAAGAGGGGGAUUUUGUGAUAUAUGCCAUGAAGGCCCCGCGGGGUCGGAUCUCCGCUCCGAGUAUCGUCGUCUCGUGUUCGUUGAAAUAGAUCUUCUUUGCAGUCAUGUGUAGGAAGGAUUAAAAGUAGACUUUGAGUGCAGUGCUUAUUGAAAAAAAAAAAAUUACUUGUU
Molecule: messenger RNA, 1959 nt
Organism: Pseudogymnoascus verrucosus
Lineage: Eukaryota; Fungi; Ascomycota; Leotiomycetes; Thelebolales; Thelebolaceae
Exons: 3
Coding region: 276-1703 (475 amino acids)
Biological process (GO): tricarboxylic acid cycle; carbohydrate metabolic process
Cellular component (GO): mitochondrial matrix
Molecular function (GO): 2-methylcitrate synthase activity
Source: RefSeq, a predicted model, not a curated record